AUGCAGAGCUACAUGGCGUCCAGUUCGAACGAGCUAGACUAUGAGUUGAGAAGGCAGGGUGGAGACAACGCCUACGUUGGUCUUAGGCUAGCAAAGCCUCAGGACGAAAACCCCUCUGAUCCAGUAAGAAAGCCAAGUAGCAAUGGGGAUCCUACUACAAUAGACCUGCUAAACUUACAGGAAGGUUGUGAAGAGCUAGAGACUGAAGUGUGCGGGGGCGGUGGAGGCGGCGGUGGCCAGAGCCGCAACUUCACGCUGUCACCGGAGAACGACUGCGACUCCAACUGCGACAGCGAAGCCUCAUCACUACUGGCGGCGGUCGCAGCAGCCGCCUCCGACCCGACACCUGCCGCCCCCACCAUGCCCGUGCUCGAGGACGGUCUGUCGUCCGGGCACACGUCCGACACCGACAACAACAACCCGACCGUGCUGCUGAUGAAGCGACAAAUCACGGAGAUCGAGCGGGAGAUUGUGGAGCGUACCAACCGCCAGAACGGGGGCAGCAAGAUGGUGAACGGUGGCGGGGGCGGGACAGGUGGAGGCGGCAAGAUGGUGAACGGAGGCGGUGGAGGCGGGAAGUCUAGUUCGGGUGAUGAGGAACCGCCCAAGAAGAGCGCAUUCGCGGCUAUCAUUGAUCCCGCCGAUAUCGAUUUGGAAUCGUUGGAUCCGCUUAGUGGUGUCUGCGACCGUACACCACCUCCGCCGCCAGCACCCGCCCCUCACCGCCGCCUGAGCCUGGACACACCGCCCCAGGCUGCUACCCCCUCUGCCCCCAGUGUGGAGGCGGCACUCAAGGAUAUCCGCCUCACGCUGCAGCGCACCAAGACACUGCCCCUUCGCUCGCCGCCCAGCCAGACACCGCCCCUCCAACUCAACACCAGUCCCAUAUGGAUUCCAAGGCGGAGAGGCCAAACUGGAACGAGUGGCCCCAGUGGUGAUGAAGAAGAAGCAGAUACCGAUCUGGAAACUGACAGACUUCUUGGACAGCAAAGAACUGAUGAUCAUGGCUUCUACGAGGAGAAAGUGGGGUGGAGAAAAGCGAAGACGAGGGGUAGUUCGGGUGUUGUUGUCACCCCCAUCAACAACAACAACAACAACAAUAACAACAACAGUAACAGUAACGGCACAAGCAAGCCAUCACCGACGCAGUCUGUGUCGUCGGGUGGAGGGGGUGGAAUAGGGGAGGGUGGUGGAGGUCCCCCCACCACCUCUCUCAGCCCUCACUCCCCCUCCUCGCCUCCCUCUUCCGCCAAUGAAACCGCCGCCAACGGAAAGGCGAAAAAGGAUAAAGAAGGAAGCAAGAAAAAAGGACGUAACAGAGAAGUUAUGAUUCACGAACCGGCAGUGCUGAUAGAAGGCGUGCUAUUCAGAGCGCGGUACCUGGGAUCGACUCAGCUGGUCUGCGAAGGUCAGCCAACCAAAUCGACGCGGAUGCUGCAAGCCGAGGAGGCCGUCUCCAGAAUCAAGGUGAGCCAACAUCACGCCGGCUGCGAACUGGCCAACACGCAUGCGCUAGAAGCGUCAGAUACGGCCACCGACGUGUCGGACGUGGAAGUCGGACCGGGUGUCGGACGACUCGGACCCGGAUCGCUGUUCCGACUCCGAUUUCUCGGAUCGGUUGCCGUCGACGAGGAGGAAGAGCACACCUUGUCCACUAAACGGCGCAUGAAGAAGGCUAUGGUCGAAGAGGCUGUGCUUAAGAUAAAGGCAUUGGCUCCCGAAGGCGAGACACAACCCAGUACAGAAGUGGACCUCUUCAUAUCAACAGAAAAAAUUAUGGUCCUGAAUACCGAUCUCAAGGAGAUAAUGAUGGACCACGCACUGCGCACCAUCUCGUACAUAGCGGACAUCGGCGAGCUGGUGGUGCUGAUGGCGCGGCGUCGCUUUGUGCCACAUGACGUCGACGACCCGCCCAAGGUCAACCGCACGCCCAAGAUGAUCUGCCACGUAUUCGAGAGCGAAGAGGCUCAAUUCAUAGCCCAGUCGAUAGGACAAGCAUUCCAGGUGGCUUAUAUGGAAUUUCUCAAGGCCAAUGGAAUAGAGGACCACAGUUUUGUCAAGGAGAUGGACUACCAAGAAGUUCUUAACUCGCAAGAAAUUUUCGGAGAUGAACUUCAAAUGUUUGCGAAAAAGGAAAUGCAGAAAGAAGUGGUUGUGCCGAAGACAAAGGGUGAGAUCCUGGGUGUGGUGAUAGUGGAGUCGGGGUGGGGGUCGAUGCUGCCGACUGUGGUGAUCGCCAACCUGGCGCCGGCGGGUGCAGCGGCGCGCUGCGGUCAGCUCAACAUCGGUGACCAGAUCAUCGCCAUCAACGGCGUCUCCCUCGUCGGACUCCCCCUAUCCACCUGCCAGAACUACAUCAAGAAUUCUAAAACGCAAACAGUUGUAAAACUGACGGUUGUGCCAUGCGCUCCAGUCGUGGAAGUCAAAAUCAAGAGGCCAGACACAAAGUAUCAAUUAGGUUUCAGUGUACAGAAUGGUGUGAUUUGCAGUCUACUGCGGGGUGGAAUAGCUGAGCGUGGUGGAGUGAGGGUGGGUCACAGGAUAAUUGAAAUAAAUAAUCAGAGUGUAGUCGCAGUACCACAUGAAAAAAUUGUCAAUCUUCUGGCAACGUCUGUUGGAGAGAUAUUGAUGAAGACAAUGCCGACAUCUAUGUUCAGACUUUUGACUGGCCAAGAAACACCGGUCUACAUUUAAUGGUCGAAACGACUUUGUGAAUUGUUUGGACA
Messenger RNA from Nilaparvata lugens (brown planthopper), 2726 nucleotides. RefSeq names its product protein lin-10-like. NCBI's taxonomy places the organism in Eukaryota, Metazoa, Arthropoda, Insecta, Hemiptera, Delphacidae. Gene Ontology annotation, cellular component: cytoplasm; plasma membrane; dendritic spine. Gene Ontology annotation, biological process: chemical synaptic transmission. The record is from RefSeq and is a predicted model, not a curated record. Gene Ontology annotation, molecular function: protein binding.